Staurois parvus is the source of this 323-nucleotide messenger RNA. The record is from the annotation of a GenBank genome assembly. Lineage: Eukaryota; Metazoa; Chordata; Amphibia; Anura; Ranidae.
AGUCAAGAAAGUUGUCUACAUGGUUGGCAGGGUGUGUCCAAGUAGGCCAGCAGCAAUGGGAGGCCGUACAGGGACCCAUGAGAGACUCUGGACCUGGCAGCAGCAUGAGGAGGCGGUAUAUAGGGGCCCAUGGCAGAUUAGGGGCCUGGCAGCAGCUAUGGGAGGCCCGUAAUCUGCCAGCACCCUAUGUCAAAAAAUUCAACACACCAGCAGUGUGUGAGGAGACCUGAAAGUGGCACAUGGCAGAGUGUGGCGAUGGAGACAGCAGCAAUGGGAGGCCGUACAGGGACCCAUGACAGACUCUGGACCUGGCAGCAGCAUGA